AUGAUUGCCCUUGAAGAGAUAAGAACAGUAGGAACAGGUGGAGGAAGAGGCGGUAAUGAUGAUGUUCGCGGGCAAACCAGUACAUUUGUGAAGCCUGACCCAGCUCGGCAAAAUAAGAAUUGGGUGGACGAAUUAAUCGUUCAAAAAGAUGCCAAUCGAGAAUAUCUAAGCAAAAAACAAGAACUUGAUAAGCAUGUCCUAUUUUGUGGUCCACCCGGCACCGGAAAAAGUUUUUUCGCCGAAGAGUUUGGUCAUAAUGAAACUUCCGUCGGUUCCAGUAUUGAAAAACAGCAAAAAGUUUUCAAAGAGGCAAAAGAAUUAUUAAAAUUAAAUGCGGUUCGAGGGGAAACUAAACCAAUCGCAAUUAUUAUUGAGGAAAUUGACUCAGUGGGAACCAAAGACCUUUCCGGUGCUAAUAGUUCAUCAAAAGUCGAAGUAGAUGGUUUGUUAAAAAUUUUUGACGAAAUAAAUCGCGAAAACUUAAAUAUUAUCGUAAUCGGCACUACUAAUAACCCCGAAGUCCUAAAUGAAGGCUUGGUGCGACCCGGUCGGUUAGAAAUCCAAGCCGAAUUUAGACCUAAAAAAGAAGGUUUUUCUUUCCGAGACUUACAAAAGGCAAUUACGGAGACUUUGGCAAUUAAAGUUAAGGAAAAUAAAUCUAAAAUUAUGCUUGACGCUCAGGUUUUCAAAGAAGAUUUACGAAGAACUCUCCAAAAUCGAGUUAAUGACCGAGAAAAUAAUGAACGCAACAAACGCAAUAUUCCUCCUCGAAGAAACUACCCCGAUGAGGGAGAGGAUAUUUAG
Messenger RNA from Funneliformis geosporum, 804 nucleotides. The record is from the annotation of a GenBank genome assembly. NCBI's taxonomy places the organism in Eukaryota, Fungi, Glomeromycota, Glomeromycetes, Glomerales, Glomeraceae.